Populus nigra (black poplar) is the source of this 1026-nucleotide messenger RNA. RefSeq names its product scopoletin glucosyltransferase-like. The record is from RefSeq and is a predicted model, not a curated record. The transcript has 3 exons. NCBI's taxonomy places the organism in Eukaryota, Viridiplantae, Streptophyta, Magnoliopsida, Malpighiales, Salicaceae. The annotation marks the transcript as partial.
AAUAUCAAAACCAUCAAGUUUCCUGCUGUUGAGGUUGGAUUGCCAGAAGGAUGCGAAAACACAGAUUCGAUCACUUCUCAUGAGACAAAGAGAGAAAUGACCAAAAAACUUUUCAUGGCCACAACCAUGCUCCAACAACCACUUGAGAAGCUACUACAAGAAUGCCACCCUGAUUGUCUUAUUGCCGACAUGUUCCUUCCUUGGACUACUGAUGCUGUAGCCAAAUUUGGGAUUCCAAGAUUAGUAUUUCAUGGCAUCAGUUGCUUUUCUUUGUGCACUUCAGAUUGCUUGAACAAAUAUAUGCCGUAUAAGAAAAGUUCUUCUAAUUCUGAGCUGUUUGUGGUGCUUGAGCUUCCUGGUGACAUCAAGUUCAGAAGCAAGCACCUGCCAGAAUAUAUGAAACAAAACGUGGAAACUGAUUUUACUAGGUUAAUUCAAAAGGUUAGAGAAUCUUCAGUGAAGAUUUUUGGGAUCAUCGUCAAUAGUUUUUAUGAGCUCGAGUUGGAUUAUGCUAAUUUUUUCAAGGAGUUAGGGAGGAAGGCAUGGCAUAUAGGCCCGAUUUCGCUAUGCAAUAGAGAAUUUAAAGAUAAAGCACAAAAAGGAAAGAAAGCUUUAAUUGACAAACAUGAGUGUUUGAAAUGGCUUGACUCAAAGAAGCCUAAUUCAGUUGUUUAUAUAUGCUUUGGAACUGUAGCCAUUUUCAGUGAUUCUCAGCUAAAGGAGAUUGUGUUGAAUUUUCUUGAGGGACCUGUAAUGGAGGUUGAAGCAAGUUUUUCUCACAUUUCUUCUCCUAUCUUUAAUGGAGAAAACUAUCAACUCUGGGCAGUGAGAAUGGAGACUUAUUUGGAGGCUUUAGAUCUUUGGGAGGCAAUUGAAGAGGACUAUGAUGUUCCUCCAUUACCGAAUAAUCCAACCAUGGCCCAGAUCAAGAGUCACAGAGAGAGGAAAACCAAGAAAUCAAAAAGCAAAAGCAUGUCUAUUUGCUGCUAUUUCAACAACUAUUUUCACAAGAAUCAUGUCUCUUAA